AUGGGAUGGUUCAAACAACUUCUGAAACCAAACAAAGACUCUAGAGACAUGUCUCAACAUCCUACACGAGAAUCGGCUGUGGCUAUAGCCACCAAAGAAGCGAACUUCCCCGAUGGCAUCAAUAUUUGGUAUACUCCUGAUGAUGCCACAGUUGACAUCUGUUUUGUGCAUGGUCUUUCGGGUAACCGUGACAAGACAUGGACGGGAAGCACCUCUUCUGAGCCUUGGCCAGCUGUGAUUCUUCCGUCUGAACUUCCAAACGCCAGGCUCAUGACCUUUGGCUACGACGCAUACACAGUGAGGAGGCAAGUGGCGUCGACAAACCGCCUUGAAGAUCAUGCCAAUAGCUUGCUUAAAGACCUCGCCGACAUCAGAUUGACCACCUCUUCCACCACUCGGCGUCUCAUAUUUGUGGCUCACAGCUUUGGAGGCAUUGUCUGCAAAGCGGCGAUCAUCAAGUCACAGUACAGCCCGGAGCUUCACUUUCGCGAAAUCUUCGACUCUAUCACAUCUAUUGCAUUCAUGGGGACCCCGCAUCGGGGUUCCUGGAUCGCAAACUGGGCUGUAACUCCGGCGCGGGCACUUGGCUACGUCAAGUCGACGAACACAAACCUGCUGCAGGUUUUGAACACGGACAACGAACAUUUGGACCACAUCAGCCUGAGAUUUCUGGAAAUGCUUCGAGCUUUGAGUAAAAGUGGUCGGGAGAUACGAAUUACGUGUUUCUUUGAAGAAUUACCAAUGCCUGGGUACGGUUGCAUUGUUAACAAGGAGUCGGCUACUUUCGCCGGCUACCAAAGUGUCAGCAUCCAUAAGAACCACUCCGACAUGGUCAAAUUUUCCUCUCCAGAGGACAACGGGUUCAAAAGACUUUUGGGAGAAUUGAAAAGAUGGGAACAGCCGAAUACCUCCUUUGGCCUGGAGCAUACCAGGUCUGCUGAGACAGCCACUGACCCUCGUCAGGUAUCAAGAGCCAAGCCAACGCCACCAACAAGCAGCGCUACAACAGGUCAUCCUACUGGUUGGACUGAUGAUGAUCCUGGCAAGGAGAGAACGCCCAACGCCGCCUCAUUUUCCCAGUCAGGUUCGGGAACUCAGUUCUACAUGGCUCCGGGCGCGCAGAACAACAGUGGUCGUGGACAGAUAUUUAAUGGGGGCAACUUUUCAGGCUCGGUCACCUUUGGCAGUCAUGAGUGA
Molecule: messenger RNA, 1197 nt
Organism: Fusarium sp. VM40
Lineage: Eukaryota; Fungi; Ascomycota; Sordariomycetes; Hypocreales; Nectriaceae
Source: the annotation of a GenBank genome assembly